AAUGGCUGCUAAAGGCGCAUCCUACUGUUUUGGGUUUAGAACCGAUCGCUCCCCAUUCACUCUCUAACCAAAGAAGUAAGUCUUCACUGGGAGAAAGAGGAAGGAAAGUCUCUUAGCAACUUAGAAAUACCAGAGUUGAGCAAAAUUUGACUCUACUUCAAGGAGCCAGAGAGAUGCGAGGGGCAAAGAGAUGUCACGCUCUGCCUGCCAUCUUCUUCCUGCUGCUCACUUCAGCCCCUGCGCCGCCGGGGGUCGAGGGCAGCAGCAGGGACCUGGAGGCGCCAGGAGGGGACAGGAGGACUCUGCUCGAUCUCCUCUUGCAAGCUAUCGGGGACAGCCAGAGCCACCACCCCCCGAGGGGGGACAGGGUGAUCUCCAGGCGCUACAGCGGCAGCGCCCUUUACUCUGCAGCUGUGGAACAAGACCUCCGGGUGACUUCCUCCGCCUCCGCCUCCAGGGAGCGAGCAGCUGGGCAGGUGCCCCGGCUCUUCACCAGCUCCAGGCACGUAGAAAUAUUUCCAAGAGAUUCCAAUUUAAAAGACAAGUUCAUAAAACACUUUACAGGGCCAGUCUCAUUCUCAGCUGAGUGUAGCAAGCAUUUCCAUCGACUCUAUCACAACACAAGGGACUGUUCGACACCAGCAUAUUACAAAAGGUGUGCAAGAUUACUAACAAGGUUGGCAAUGAGCCCUUUAUGUACACAAUCCUAGAAAAUUUGCUGUUCCUUUCUACUACAAGAGAACUCUGAUUUGCCGAGAAAGUGCCUUGAAAUCUUCCCCAAGAUAAUAGAAAAGACAUCUGGUAUCUUUUUGAUUUACAAGCAUUGUUUUAUUACUAGAUGCAUUUUAUUUUCAUAUGUUGGACAUUCCAUAUUUGUGUGAAGAAAACAUUAUUUUAUUUUAAUUUGUAAAUUUGUUGCCUAUAGCUCAAAUAAGCCAAUUAUUUAAAUAUAUUGUAUAUAAAGAAUAAUAAUAUACUAAUUAAAUAUUAUCAUAUGCAGAGAGUUGGCUAGUUUUUGCCGUUGGUUAUCUUGUUUCAUUGUAUUUACACCAUUUUGCUCAGGCUCUUACUUUCAUUAUUUGCACUAACUUGAAAUGCAAAAGUCUAUGUAACUGAAAUCUGAAUAAGCUGUAAGUGGGAUGUUCUACUUUCAGUGGAAGAUAUUGUAUAUUCUGAAGCUUUGUUAAUAUAUAUACAUUAUAUAUUAUUGCGCAUAAGAAAAUAAUUCCCAGAAAUGCACCUUGCUUUCAGGAACAUUUGUAUAGCUAUUCUGGAUGAUCAUCAGUUACAUUUGUACUGGCACUUAUGGAAAGAGUUGCAAAUAAUGUAAAUACUAUAAAA
This is a messenger RNA of Gopherus flavomarginatus (Mexican gopher tortoise), 1341 nucleotides long. It is a transcript of the gene ALKAL1, whose product is annotated as ALK and LTK ligand 1. Gene Ontology annotation, molecular function: receptor tyrosine kinase binding; receptor signaling protein tyrosine kinase activator activity. The record is from RefSeq and is a predicted model, not a curated record. Lineage: Eukaryota; Metazoa; Chordata; Testudines; Testudinidae. Gene Ontology annotation, biological process: positive regulation of ERK1 and ERK2 cascade; positive regulation of ERK5 cascade. The coding region runs from base 174 to 710 and encodes 178 amino acids. The transcript is spliced from 6 exons.